Messenger RNA from Olea europaea var. sylvestris, 1626 nucleotides. RefSeq names its product wall-associated receptor kinase-like 1. The record is from RefSeq and is a predicted model, not a curated record. Gene Ontology annotation, molecular function: ATP binding; protein serine/threonine kinase activity. Gene Ontology annotation, biological process: cell surface receptor signaling pathway; protein phosphorylation. Bases 286 to 1467 code for a protein of 393 amino acids. Gene Ontology annotation, cellular component: plasma membrane. Lineage: Eukaryota; Viridiplantae; Streptophyta; Magnoliopsida; Lamiales; Oleaceae. The transcript has a single exon.
AAUAAAAAUUGAGGAGUACUAAAUGAUGAAAGACGUCUCAUAUGUUUGACUUGCAAGUAUUUGAUAUGGUUGCAUUCAAUUAGCAUAUAAAACCUAUCAUUUCUUUUUCAUUUUCAACGUAACGUAACAUCUAGAUAUAUUGAGUGGUUUCAGAGUAUGUAACUCAGAAACAUAAGGAUAAUUAACAAAAAAAUAAAAUAAAAUAAAAAAAUCUUUGUAAAUUGGGAAACAAUUUGGAUUACCCUUUCAUGUUUUGUAAUUUCAGGAGCAGGUUUGGGAUCUGGAAUGGGAUUGAUAUUGCUAUUAUCAACUUGCUUUUGGUUGAAAAGGUUUCUAAAGAAGAGAAAGAACAAAGAGCAAAGAGAAAAAUUCUUCAAACGAAAUGGCGGCCUUUUGUUGCAACAACAAAUAUCAAAAGAUGAAGAUGUAUAUGGUAAAAUAAGAUUUUUUACUUCUAAAGAAUUGGAUAAAGCUAGUGAUCACUUCAAUGAAAGCCGAAUACUCGGUCAAGGAGGGCAAGGGACGGUUUAUAAAGGUAUGUUAUCCGAUGGAAAAAUCGUAGCAAUAAAGAAAUCGAAGUUAGUUAAUGAAAAGCAAGUAAAGCAAUUCAUUAACGAAGUUGUGGUGCUCUCACAAAUCAAUCACAGAAAUAUAGUUAAGCUACUCGGAUGCUGUCUAGAGACAGAAGUGCCUUUACUAGUUUAUGAAUUCAUUUCUCAUGGAACCCUCUUCAAUCAUAUACAUGAUGAGAGUAUUGAAUUCCCAUUCUCGUGGAGUGCGCGCUUAAAAAUUUCUGUAGAAGUUGCCGGAGCACUUGCUUAUCUUCACUCUGCCGCUUCCCUUCCCAUUUAUCAUAGAGACAUCAAGUCAAGCAACAUACUUCUUGAUGAAAAGUAUGUAGCAAAAGUUUCAGACUUUGGAAUUUCAAGGUCAAUUGAAGUGGAUCAAACUCAUUUAACUACCCAAGUGAAAGGAACAUUUGGAUAUCUUGAUCCUGAGUACUUUCAAUCAAGCCAAUUUACAGAAAAGAGUGAUGUUUACAGUUUUGGAGUUAUACUUGUAGAACUCUUGAGUGGGCAAAAACCAGUAUCUUCUAAUAGAAAAGAAGAGGAAAGGAGUUUAGCAACACGAUUUCUUUUAUGCAUGGAAGGUAACAAUCUUGACUCAAUUCUUGACACUCGAGUCGCAGAUCAAGAUAGGCGAGAAGAGCUUAUUGCGGUUGCUAAACUUGCACAAAAGUGCUUAAAUUUGAAUGGAAAACUGAGGCCAACUAUGAAAGAAGUAGCGAUGGAGUUGGAGAGUGUUCGAAUGUCUCAAACACUUCCAACUACUGCUAAGACUGAAUAUCAAGGUGUAUGGUUGCGCAAGCCAAAGGCAAUAUUGAUCUCGGAAGAUGACUCCACGAGUACUGCUGACACCACCACCCCAUCAUCAAAUGACUAUCCAUUAACGAUUCACACAAGUUGAUGCCUCCAGUGGUUUUUAUACAAUUUCCUCAUUUGCUGACUGUACUUUUGUAAUUGUGUAGUUAAGAAGCCCAAUAACAUUCUCGAAAGUUUGAUUUUCCAUAUCAGACAGUGCCAUAUUUACUCUUCUUUGUAUAAAGUUUUGAGCUUUUUUAUUUUA